Molecule: messenger RNA, 368 nt
Organism: Cyphomyrmex costatus
Lineage: Eukaryota; Metazoa; Arthropoda; Insecta; Hymenoptera; Formicidae
Exons: 3
Coding region: 3-368 (121 amino acids)
Source: RefSeq, a predicted model, not a curated record
UUAUGGAGAGAUUAGGCAAGAAUCUGAACAGGAAUUAUAGUCCACGCUAUCAACAAGAACUUGCGGAGCAAUCAUGCAGCACAUAUAAUCCAAUACAGAAACACGGUUCGAUAAAUUCUAGUCACGACCAAGAAAAAAUCGAUUACAUGUUCAACAAAAACAUAAAGAUGGUACUCAUUGACGACGAUUUAUCGGUUUUUUUGCUAACUCAAGAAGGAGAGGUAUACCACUGGGGGAACAUUAGGCAGUUUAAUAAUAUUGUAGAAUAUUAUUCACAACUUUUUGAUUUGAGAUAUACACGUAUUGUACAAGCUGCAGUUAGCAAGCAAACAUUUAUCAUUUUAACUGAUGAUGAUAAAGUAAGUUAA